Molecule: messenger RNA, 2697 nt
Organism: Paramecium tetraurelia
Lineage: Eukaryota; Ciliophora; Oligohymenophorea; Peniculida; Parameciidae
Exons: 8
Cellular component (GO): membrane; cytosol; intracellular membrane-bounded organelle
Molecular function (GO): sterol binding
Source: RefSeq, a predicted model, not a curated record
AUGCAAUAAAAUAACCGUGUGAUCUAUGAGUUGGAGGACGACGAGGAUAUAAAGUAGGCUCCCUUCCCAAAGUCUCAAGCGAUAAAGAUUGAUCGGAAAUUAGGUGCAGUAUCAUACAUAAAAUGGGGAACUCUUUACAAUUACUUCUUCUCCUUUGACCUGAGGAAGGGUAGGUUAUUGUGUUACAAGACUCAACAAUCCAGUAGUUAUAAUAAUUAUUACUCUUUGAACAAGGGGGACUUUGUGAGGGAUGAGGCUGAGAUCCAAAAAUGCGAAUAAUCUUUGAGAAAGAAAAAGAAUUAUUAGCAAGCCAAUGAUUAGAAAUCAGUGAUAUAUGUGAGGACAGCAAAGGGGCGAGUGUUUAAAUUGAUGAUCGACGAAAACGAGAACUAUGAUAAGAUUCUAGGAUAUUUGCAGAUUUGUUUCUCUUCGAAAAUGCAAAAUGUGAAGGCCUUCUAUGCUCUUUUGGGAAUAGGCCUUGUGAAGAUAGAUGGCAAUGAAUUUAAGCUGACUACUGGAGUGGUUGUGUCUUUAAAUGAUUGGUCCAUAAACAACAAUAAUAAUUAUUUGUUAAAAAAUGAUAGUGCAAUAUCGAAUUACUGGGAGGCAUCAUCGGAUCCUUCUAUAAACAACAUGAGAUCCUGGGAAUCAUAUUCAACCCAUCGACACAAACCAUCGACAUCAUCCUAUUCGAUAAUUUUUAGUAAACUCUCUCAUAACAUAAAUAGAAAUCCUAAAGUACUCCACCAGGCCAUAUUCAAAUUGGUCAAGUUCUCCAAGAAGAGGGUGAUCCCAUCUGGCAAAGGACAGUUAUUGAAAUUGAAAACUGACAUCGCUGAAUUCAAUCAAACUGAAUACAUCGAAAUAGCCAAAAAUGACAAUGUCAAAAUCUACAUUCAUAACUCCAAACUGAAUGUGGCUGAUUAUGCUCUAAUACAAGGCAGUAUGUUUUCAGCACAGUAUGUGGAUGACCAAAAUGAUUUAGAUGGAGAUAAGUUGCUAUCCAAUAAUGCUCUUGAAUUUUAUAAAAAGAACUUCAAAAACAUGAAUAAUCAGGAUGAUGAAACCAAAGAGUUCAUUGUUGUAAGCAAAUAACAAACACAAGUCUUCGUGAUGAAUAAUUAAUCAUCUCCCAAUAAGGGAAGUGCUCAAAAAAAGAGUUCAUUUAAAUUUGAUGAUAUUAGCGAUGAAAGUGGAGGAGUGGGUUCAGGUGUGCAAGUAGCUAAGAGUAUCAAAGUUCACAUGAGGAGAUAAGUCAACGGGGUCGCUGAUAUGAGUCCAAAAAUGAAAUUCAUUAGUGAUUUCUAAGGGAAUGAGUUUGAAUCUGCAGUUAAUUAUGCCAAUGAAAUCAACGAAUAGAAGCAGGCAGAUGAUGACAAGAAUGAGAAUUAAGAUGUCAAUGAGAAUGGGAAUGGAACUAAUAAUAAAUAGGAAGCAUCUGAUAAUCAAUAGGGCAACAAUUACAGUAAGAUGCAGUGUGAGGAGUAAUAGUAGGUAGUAGUGAAGAAUGAGUAGCAACUACUCUAACAUUAACCGAGUAAGACAGAGUAGAAUUAGGAGGAAGAUUCAGAUGAAAUCGAUCUUGUUAAGGUUUCAAUUGUGUUCGAUGAGGGAGAACAUUGCAAUCAUAGGGAUUUUAAUACGAUUAUGAAUUAUGCGUUGAAUUUCAAGAAAGUUGAUUACAAGGAUGAGUAUAGGGUUCCUUAGGCUCAUAAGAAAGGAGGGACGGCUUGUUAGGAUGAAAAAAUAAUUGAUUUAGCAAGAAGUGUGGGAAAGAACAUGAUCAAGUAGGUGGGUCAGAAAUUGCUCAGUGGAAAUUUCAAUUUAACAACAGUUUCAUUUCCAAUCAAAGCUAUGAUUCCUAAAUCUGCCUUAGAAAAAACAUUUAUGUAAACAAUUCUCUUUCCUUUGUAUAUGAACAAGGCUGCUUCUCUUUAAAAGCCAUUAGAAAGAAUGAAACUUAGUAUAGUUGCUCUUAUAUCUAAUUACAUUUAGGCUAAUUCAUUUCUUAAACCUCUCAAUCCAAUCUUAGGUGAAACCUUUGAGGGUGGCUACGAAGAUGGUACUUAAUUGUAUUGUGAAUAAAUAUCUCAUCAUCCUCCUUUGUCUUAUUUUCUAGUUUAUGGACCUAAGAAAUCUUACAAAUUUUUCGGAUACUCUCUCUAUGAAGCAAAAGCUGGUUUAAAUUCAUUGACUAUAUUGAAUCAUGGGAAAAGAACAAUCUAGUUCCCAGAUCAAAAGAUAGUGUGUACUUUUUCAUCUGAACAUUAUUCAGGAACAUUCUUUGGAACAAUGAAGAAUGAAUCUUAAGGAGCUCUAUCUUUUGUAGAUGAAGUCAAUAAUUUAAAUUGUAUUGUGCAAUUGGGCAAGGUGAAAAACAAGCCAACGGAUUACUUCGAAGGGGAAAUCAAACAAGGGAAGACUGUGCUCAGUAAAUUGUUUGGGAGUUACAUGGGUUUCGCCGAUUUCGAUGGGAUUAGAUAUUGGGAUGCCAGAGUGAUAAAGCCAUUUGCGAUGCAGAUAUUGAAAUCGAACUUGGAUUCAGAUCAUACGAAGAGGACGGAUAGAAUUUGUAUGAUUGCUGGUGACAUGAACAAGGCAUAGGUGGAGAAGGAAAGGUUGGAACAAUCCCAGAGGAAUGAUGCAGCCUUAAGAAAAGAAUUCCUAAAAUAGAAGAAGAAAAAAGAUUAAAAGUGA